GGGACUUCCCCUCCUACAGAUGGCAGCUUCAGAGCCCGUAAAAAUAGACGUUCAUGAGAACGUGUUUCUCCAUCUCGCCUCUCCCAGGUAGUAAUUGUUCUGGUAUAAUACCUGUCACGUGUAAAGAAGGCCGGCGAUUCGAUUAUCUUUGAGGGGUAGCUCUUGGUUAACUCGCCUAUUAGGUAUUUAUGAAGCCCCUCCCUGUGACUGAGGGAGGAAGAGCCUGGGCUGCCCAGAGUUGGCAGGAGACAGGCAGAACCAAGAGGCACAGUGCUCACAGACGGUCACCCGAAGGGCCAAGGUGGCUCCCGCCGAGAGGAUGAGCAAGUUCCUGCGGCACUUCACUGUCGUCGGCGAUGACUGCCAUGCCUGGAACAUCAACUACAAGAAAUGGGAGAAUGAAGAAGAGGAGGAGGAGGAAGAGGAGGAGGAGGAGGAGCAGGAGCAGGAGCAGCAACCGCCGCCGCCGCCAACACCAGCCUCAGAGGAGGAGGGCAGAGCUGCUGAGCCAACUGCGGCCCCUGUCUCCACACCCAGGCGCCCUCUAGACUUCAGGACCAAGUUGAAGAAGCUCUUCAGCUCCCACAGGUUUCAGGUCAUCAUCAUUUGCCUGGUUGUGCUGGAUGCCCUCCUGGUGCUGGCCGAGCUCAUCCUGGACCUGAAGAUCAUCCAGCCGGACAAGAACAACUACGCCGGCAGGGUGUUCCACUACAUAAGCAUUGCCAUCUUGACCUUCUUCAUGAUAGAGGUUUUCUUUAAAAUAUCUGUUUUCCGCUUCGAGUUCUUCCACCACAAGUUUGAAAUCCUGGACUCUGUUGUCGUUGUGGUCUCAUUUGUCCUCGACAUCGUCGUCCUGUUCCAGGAGCAUGAGUUUGAGGCUCUUGGCCUGUUGAUUCUGCUCCGGCUGUGGCGGGUGGCCCGGAUCAUCAACGGAAUAAUUAUCUCAGUUAAGACACGUUCAGAACGGCAACUGUUGAGGUUAAAACAGAUAAAUAUGCAAUUGGCUGCCAAGAUCCAGCACCUUGAGUUCAGCUGCUCUGAGAAGGUAAGAAAGCACUUCUGGGGAAAUACCACCUGUUGGCAGUUGCCCACCUCAGCACAGUGCUUCUCACACCAGGCCUUCGUUCCUGUGGGCCUUGAGCCAGGAGCACCCCUCCCCCUGGCCAAGCCUUCCCUGUCCUUGCCUCCUUCCCAGAGCUAGGCUGGGCAUCCCUCCUCUUGUCA
Messenger RNA from Myotis myotis, 1224 nucleotides. It is a transcript of the gene HVCN1, whose product is annotated as hydrogen voltage gated channel 1. The transcript has 5 exons. Gene Ontology annotation, cellular component: plasma membrane. Gene Ontology annotation, biological process: proton transmembrane transport. Gene Ontology annotation, molecular function: voltage-gated proton channel activity. The record is from RefSeq and is a predicted model, not a curated record. The coding region runs from base 320 to 1201 and encodes 293 amino acids. Lineage: Eukaryota; Metazoa; Chordata; Mammalia; Chiroptera; Vespertilionidae.